This is a messenger RNA of Neurospora crassa OR74A, 3184 nucleotides long. RefSeq names its product choline sulfatase. NCBI's taxonomy places the organism in Eukaryota, Fungi, Ascomycota, Sordariomycetes, Sordariales, Sordariaceae. The coding region runs from base 992 to 2878 and encodes 628 amino acids. The record is from RefSeq and is a predicted model, not a curated record. Gene Ontology annotation, molecular function: sulfuric ester hydrolase activity. The transcript is spliced from 4 exons.
CUUUGAUGGACAAAUCCUCACGGAGCUUUUCCCCUCGGCAAGUUCCCGGGAUCUACCUGUUGAGUUUAUCUUCGAGCAAGUGUUCUGGAAUCAGGACAAUCUCCAUCACGCCUUUAUGCGCCACUAUUCAUACUAGUAGGAUCCUUUCACUUCCCUGCUCGACGGCUCCGCGGAUUCACACAGAUCCUCCGGCAGUUCCAUCUGCAUUGUAUUCACGCGACCAGGGAAGUCGUUGGUUGCGCUUUAUGCACUCAGGUCUGCGGCGGUCUCGGUCGCGCUAUCCUGUGCCCACCCAAAAUUUGCACACACUCCGCUAGUCAACUUUGGCAUCUCUCUCCCCUUCUGUACCCGCCUCAAGCGCUUCUCCGUUGGGUUGUGCUCAUUGUUCCGGGAUGUUGAUGCCGAUGUCCUACACAAGUGGAACAUGUCAAUGCCCGUUCGCACGACAGAAUCCUGGUGAGGAUCAGGGUCCAGUCGGUAUGCGGUGCAACCCUUCGCGGAAAGCCGGUUGUCCGUUGAUGGGAUAAGGGAGGGAAAAAGAGUUGCGAUGAUAAAAUGGCGUGCAGUGCCUCGUGCAGGGCUAAAAGUGCCUUUCAUCUUGUCUCUCGAUUGCGCAAUUGCUCGACAUAAAGGCUGUGUAUGCGGUUGAGCGAUUGCGUGCUCAAAGCCAGCCCCGAUUUUCUUACGUUCUGACGUGCUCACCUCCAAAUCACAUCCGCCAUUGGCCUGGUCUCAGACGUCAAUAUCAUCCACCAUCUCCUCCCUCAUCGGACUGGUUAAUCACACCUUAAGCUCAACCCACUACCCCGGAUUCUGACCCCAGGUCGGCUUCCCCAGCUUCCCUUAUAAGCGGAGAGUCCGACUUCUCUCUGUUCUGCUCAAGCCUCUCUGAUCGGCAUCAGUCAUCUCGCCCACCUCAUUGAGGACUUUAUCCUUCACCUCACCCCAUCUCGUAUUAGCCGAAACCUCCCGUUCUUGACGACAGACGACCAUGCCGGCAGCUCUCAACUCUCAACCGGCUUCUCCGGAGCUUACGCCCGCAAAUGGUUUCACCAAUGGCAAUGACCAUACCAACGGCAAUGGCUAUAUCAACGGCAAUGGCUAUACCAACGGCAAUGGCUAUACCAACGGCAAUGGCUAUACCAACGGCAAUGGCUAUACCAACGGCAAUGGCUAUACCAACGGCAAUGGCUAUACCAACGGCAACGGGAUCGCUCCCGGGCAGGACAAGGAGAAGCAGCUGAACAUCCUAUACAUCAUGGCAGAUCAGCUCGCCGCGCCUGUGAUGAAAAUCUACAACCCGGAAUCCAUUGUUGAGACGCCCAAUAUUGACGCUCUGGCCGCAAAAUCCGUCCAGUUUGACUCGGCAUACUGCCCGUCGCCGCUCUGCGGCCCUUCGAGGAUGAGCAUGAUCACGGGUCAGCUCCCCAUGAAGAUCGGAGCGUAUGACAAUGCGGCCCAGAUUUUGAGCGAUAUCCCUACUUACGCCCACUACCUCCGACGCGAUGGCUACCAUACGGUUUUGGCUGGAAAGAUGCACUUCGUGAUGGACCAGAAGCACGGGUACGAGAAGCGUCUUACCACUGACAUUUAUCCCGGCGACUUCGGCUGGGCAGCCAACUGGGAUGCGGAUAUUGAGCGGCCCGAGCAAAGGCUAGAAUGGUACCACAAUGCGAGCUCAAUCGAACAGGCUGGUCCUUGUGUUCGCAGCAACCAGCUUGAUUACGACGAGGAGGUUAUGUAUAAGUCCACGCAGUUUCUUCAUGACUACGCUCGCAGCGGAGAGCCGAGGCGCCCGUUCUGUUUGACGGUUUCCCUUACUCACCCUCACGAUCCCUACACCAUCGAAGACGAGUAUUGGGAUAAGUACAAGGAAGUAGAAAUUGAUCUCCCCAAGGUUCCCAGAAUUCCGAACGAGGAGCAGGAUCCCCACAGCAAGAGACUGCUUAAGGUCUGCGACUUGUGGGACAAGAACUUUACGGAUGAUCAGAUCAAGCGCGCACGCAGGGCCUACUAUGGCGCUGUCAGCUAUGUUGAUGACUGUGUUGGCAAGCUACUCAAGGUCUUGGAGAAGUGCAAACUUGCCGACGACACCAUCAUCGUCUUCAGUGGCGACCACGGAGACAUGCUUGGUGAGCGCGGACUCUGGUACAAGAUGAGCUACUUCGAGUCAUCCGUUCGUGUCCCUCUUCUGAUUUCUUAUCCCAAAAAGUACACGCCUCAUCGUGUGACCCAGAACGUGUCCACCUUGGACAUUCUGCCGACCAUGGUUGAUUUGAUCGGCAAGAAGCUGGUUCCUGGCCUGCCGAUGGACGGCAAAUCCCUUCUUCCGUUCCUGGAAGGACGCGACGCAGAAGGGCACGAUACCGUCAUCGCCGAAUAUACGGGCGAGGGCACCGUCAGCCCCAUCAUGAUGAUCAAACGCGGCAACUGGAAGUUCAUCAUCUGCCCCGCGGACGGCGUUCAGCUGUUUGAUCUGGGACGGGAUCCGCUUGAACUUGAGGACCUCGCCAAGGUUCUUGCGGAGCCAAAGUCAGAGAUGCUCGAUCCCGAGUAUAGAGAGACGGCGGAAAUCAUUUUGAGAGGAUUUGAGGCUGAGGCGAAAGUGCGAUGGGACUUUGAAAGUAUCACCGAGCAAGUCCUUCUCUCGCAGAGGAAACGCAGAUUUGUGUGGAGCGCCUUUACGGCGAAGAACUCAGAGGGCGAGAAAUGGGACUUCAAUCCGCUCGAGGACGGCCGGGAGAAAUACAUCCGCUCACAUAUGCCCCUCGACGAGCUUGAGCGUAUGGCUCGCUUUCCGCCUGUCGACGCCAACGGCAAUGAGCUACCCAAGGGGGCGCCCAUCAAAGUUCACCAAGCAGGGUCCCAUGAGGAGUGAUAGGUUUGAUGGUGCCGGAAGAUAAAAUGGCGUUUUAAGACAUUUGAUGGGCGUUCUUUUGGGAUGAUCAGUGGUUCACUGGUUCACGAUGACAAGAUAGUAGAUACCCCGGCUUGGCAUCAGCGACGGGGCAUUAGCGACGGGCAUUAGCGGACGGCAAGCAAGCAUCAGCACAAAGCACUCUUCUUUUUUGUAUUUUUUUGUAUUUUAUCAUCAAUAAGCGUGGAAAUCGAUCAUACUGUAGCAUUCAAUUGGAUAUAAAACUCCUGUCAUGUACCUAUGAGAAGUCAACCAUUAUCGGUGUAC